Pelecanus crispus (Dalmatian pelican) is the source of this 1331-nucleotide messenger RNA. NCBI's taxonomy places the organism in Eukaryota, Metazoa, Chordata, Aves, Pelecaniformes, Pelecanidae. The record is from RefSeq and is a predicted model, not a curated record.
GGCCAGUGCAAUCGCCCACACCAGCGCCUGCGUUUCGCAGGGUGGACAUCGCCCUGGGCUGCUCCUAUGUGGAGGACGAUGUGAGAGGCUUGCUGCUUUUCCCCGACGGCUCGUCCUCCAAGCAUCCUGCUACCCUCGUGCUGAGGAGUAUCAGCGUCAGAGAUGAUGGGAACUUGGAUGAUGUAACUGAGUACAAAGUCCCAGAGGAAAAUCCUGACUCCUCUUCUCCCAUUGUCUUUGAAGCCUCAGCCCAGUCGGUAUCCAUCCCACAUGCAGAGUCCCUGCUGCAUGCAGACUGUGAUGGGGAGGAGGUGAACUGUGAGAUCUCCCCAUACAACUUCCAGCAGGCUGGCGACGGGCUCUGCCAUACCUCCUGGUUCAUGGCCACCCUGCGGGUCUCCAGCGGGAUCAGUGUCACCCUGGUUCUCAGAGGCCCCCACUGUGGCAGCCGGGAGAAGGAGGAGGAGCACGAUGCAACACUGCACCCAAAGCUAAGGAUUCCCAUGAGCAAGGAGAAGACGGUGCUGACCACAGUUGAAUUUCAAUCAUCAUCACACAACACUUCCCUGCGCACGCAUCUUGGCAGCUCGGUCACCCUUGACUGUCGUUUUGCCUUGGCUCCCAGCUCUUCGUUCUCCUCCCUGGAGUGGAGGAGACAGCACCGAGGCAGUGGCCGUAUCCUUUUCCAGUACCAGGUGGGGAGCACAGGCCCAACAGUGCAGCCAAAAGUCCACGUGGAUGUGGCAGAACUGCUGGGGAGUGGAGACGCAUCGCUUAGCCUGCAAGGAGUGAGCGUGGAAGAUGAAGGGACACACAUCUGUUUGGUGUCCACCCCACUGCACCAGGCCCAGCACAUCAUCCAGCUGCAUGUGGCUGAGCCUCCAAGAGUCCGUAUCAUUCCAGCAGUGGUGUCAUUUGAGGAAGAUGGGACGACUACUCUGACCUGCAACAUUGCUGGCUAUUACCCCCUGGACGUCUCGGUGAGCUGGACACAGAAGACUCCUGAGGAUGACACAGAAAUCCCUCUCUCAAAUGCACGUUUCUCCAGCCACCGGCAAAGCCAAAAUGGCACCUACAGCAUCACCUCCUACCUCACCAUCAGCUCAGCCACAGCACAGGCACCAGCCACCUUCAGCUGCCAUGUUUCACACGUGGCCCUGGCAGAGCCCAUCUCUGUGAGCGCCCAUCUUAAGGCACCAGAGCAAACGGGAUCAGAAGGACUGGUGGGAGCUUUCAUUGCUACCAUCAUUUUCAUCGUUGUCCUCUUCAUUGUGCUCAGGAGAAGAGCAGCUAAGCCAAAGUCUGAGCAACUUCUAAGGGCUUCAGAAUAG